Molecule: messenger RNA, 1473 nt
Organism: Malassezia globosa CBS 7966
Lineage: Eukaryota; Fungi; Basidiomycota; Malasseziomycetes; Malasseziales; Malasseziaceae
Exons: 1
Coding region: 1-1473 (490 amino acids)
Source: RefSeq, a predicted model, not a curated record
AUGAGAAAGCUGACGCGUCAACACCCUAGCAUGACAGCUGGCGCGCUCUUAGACUGGUACUCGGAGCGAGUCAAAGAAAGUCGCAAUCGCAUACCUUCGGGAAGUGGUGACAGUCCUGCAGCUGUCGAAUGGAUUAUGCGGUAUGCUGCACGUCGGCAAGAUAUCUAUACCCUGCGUCGACUCCGUCCCUUAGCACAAUUUUGGUCACAUCAAGUUCUAAAGAAUGAUGCGCUGCGAGCGCAUGUGGAUGGCUCACACUCUUUAGCCUACGCUUCAUUAGCGAUUAGGCUUGAUAAUGCACUAUUUGGCAUCGCUGCUAAGCAAGACAAUUGGCGAGUUAUGCAUUCUUUGGUCAAAGAUAAAUUGCCCCGAGACCGCUGGACCCCAUAUAUGUGUCUUGCUCUGUUACGAGCAAAGAGCACUGUUGCUUUAGCACAGGUGCCUAGAAUAUCCAGCUCUGUAUCAUACGAUCCGGUUGCGGGACAUCAGAAAGACGAGCAAGUCAAGCUAGAAUUAUGGAACAUGUUUUUAAGCGAGUUUGGACAUUAUCUCCGCGCAGCUCAAGUUUCAGAGACAGAUCCAAAUCAAAAAACUGUUCUUCUUUCUCCUUGGAUUAUUGCGGCACUUAUGGAGCUUUAUUCUCGAAGCGGUAAGCCAGAGCAGACUUGGAAUUUGCUACACAUGUACACAACUAUGCUGUUUCGUGAUACGUUACCGAAUCAAUAUCGCAAGUCAUCUAGGCCUUUCGUGUUGCGGAAUUCAGCCUCGCGCUUACUUUCCCAUCGACAUAUCUACAUCCCGGGGCCGAAACUAUUGAACGCCAUCUUGAGAGCUUACUUAGGAUGCCAGAAACCUGCGAUGGCCCUCGAGGCCUUUUCAGAGUUGAGUUCAACCCCGCUACCAGCAGCUCUUGCCAUACCAGGUGCUGCGUCUCCAAUUGAUACCAGGCUUGUACUGGAGCCGAACAAUCAGUCGAUCUUACUUGUGAUGGAUGCAAUAAGAUAUCAAAAAACACUCAAUCAUGAAGCCAUCUGCCUAAUGCUGUCUUUUCUAAAGCAAAUUGAUCGAACUUGGGGCACUUGGCGCGCGCGAGACGAACCAUUAUACCAUCCCAUGUUCCUUUCUUUGCGACCAAUGCAACGCCUGCUUGAUUGGUGUUUGCAGGUUGAGGCGUAUAAGCUUGUGCGACCGAUCCUUCGCUUCCAACAAGGGCUAUUUCGUCGUGAACUAAGAUGGAAUAUCAGUGGAAAUCGCUCUCAUCUUUGGCUUCAGGUGAGCAAUGAGUUUUCGUUGCUACAACAAUGGAAAGCUACAUUGGACAAAUUAUGCUCGAGACGUUGGGUCAAACACGACCAAGUCGAUGCUCUUUAUGCCAUGGCUUUGCGGGUGGCACAAUACCGCGAAGAAGCCAGAGGAACGAAAGCUAUUCGUAUCUUACCACGCAGACGAAUCAUACCCAAAAAUGUAUUUUAG